CCAUGUUGCUUUCUCUUGAUUUACAGUAAAAGCCGGACUGAUGCUCGGUUCUGUGUCUCUGGGCAGUGAAUCCUGCAUCGCAAAACAGGUGAACUCAGCUUUUAGAUUGACAUUAAAGGAGGCUCCCGAUGGCGUAAAGAUUUGGUGACUUCCUGGGCCUGUGAGAAUAACCUCCACCUAGCAACCACAUAGAAAUGUGCUUAAAAUCAAUAGAAAAGCAUAGAAACACCCCAAACCUCCGUAGCAUUGAGGCAGAAAACAAACAAUGCGUAGAUGGAAAUCCUUUAGACUACUAACUACUGGAACUCUGUCCCACCCUGAAAUGAACUCUCUGUACUGAGACCCCCCCAAUUCCAGUCCUGGAAACACAGUUCUUUGAAAACGCAUCAAAUGUUGCAAUUGUUGAGAAUUGUCAGGUUUAGGGAGGAGCUUGUAGUGAAUGUGUCAUACAUUUGAUGUGUUCAGUUGAUGUUCCAACAGCUGAUGGGUGCUUGACUUGGUGUGAACGCUGAUCUUCAGGUCUGAUAUUAUCAGUGAUGGAGGUUUAUCUGACUAUUGCUCUUGUCAUGAGCCGCGGGGUCGUACUCGCCCUCGAACACAACGGUCUUGUUGAUGUUCCCGUGCCCAGCGGUUUAACGCUCCAGUCAAAUCAACCUGCACAGACACUGUCUCUGACGUGGGAAAGUGACUCAUCGCAGUUUGACAUUGAGAUCUUCCACACCGAGCUCAUGAACGUGGUGAUAAAUGAGACGGUGGAGUCCGAAGCAGAUCCUACAACAGGACAACAUGUGUGGACGUGGCGUCCGGGGUUACCGUUAGAGUGCACCUCUCAUUCUGUGCACAUCAGAGCCAGACAUCAGCAGACUGUCAGUCAGUGGAGCCCCCUUCAGACCAUUCCAGGGUCUGACAUUCCUCAGCAGUCGUCCUCGAUGAUGUAUCCAGAGGAUAAGGUGGUCCAUGUGGGUAAUAACAUGACUUUCUGCUGUAUCGUCGGCGAGAAAGUGAACUUCAACAGAAUUUUUUACGACGGCAAAGAGAUGAAUGCCACGCGUGUGAGCAGAAGAACUUACGCCAUCACGGUGGUGAAGCAGCCCGUGUCUAGAGUCACAGGAACAAACGUGAUCUGCUGUUCAGAAACCGUGACGCUCACCGGAACUGUGGUGUUUGUCGGUUAUCCGCCAGCCGAUGAGGAUUUGGUUUGUGAAACUCGAGACCUGACAUCUGCAGUGUGUUCUUGGAAGAAAGGACGAGACACGGGAUUGAGAACAAAACGCCAACGCACAAAAUACACCCUUAAUGGAAGGGGUUGUUUGAAAGAGAAUAAAGGGGAGAUGUUGAGCUGUACCUGGACAUCGUGGGAGCAGAACUGGACUCUGGUGGCUCAGAAUCCUUUAGGAAGCUUCCAGCUGACCGACUCCGCCCCGCUCGCUGACCGCGUUCAUCUGUUGGCUCCGGUGGACGUGACAGCUGUGGAUGUGAAGGCCUGGAACGUCACGCUGAAGUGGCGUUGGUCUGUGGCCGCUUAUAAAAAACUGGACAUGAUCUGCCAGCUGAAACUCGACAGCCGUGAACGUACCGUCACUCGUAAUUUCAGUGGUACAGGUUUAUCAUCUGUGUUGUUGGAUGGUUUGUGGCCUGAUGUUGGUUAUUCGGUGUCUGUACGCUGUGGAUCUCUACACGGUUUUUGGAAGUGGGGAGAUGAGUGCGCCCCCUACAGGAUCCACACAAAGAUGGAGCGGCCUGAUCCUCCAGACGUGUGGGUCUGGAUGGACAGUGAAACCUCAGGAUGGGUUUUGUGGAAACCUCUGUCUGUCAGUGAAAGUCACGGCGCAUUAGAUGGGUUCGAGGUUUCUCAGAGCGCCGCAGACGGCAACAGGUGGACCACAGUGUUUCUCUCUCUCAAUCACAACUUCAGCUAUCCCAUUACACUCACAAACACCAGUGACAUCACUGUUACCGUGGCAGCGAGGAACCCGGCUGGUGUCUCGCAGCCGUCCGCUGUGACCGUCCCAGCAUACAGAGCAGAUUCUCAGCUGAAGGUCUCUGAGCUGACGGGCACAAACGGUGGAUUUGAUUUGUGGUGGCGGUGCGAUGUGAAUGGCAGUGGAGGUUUUGUGGUGGAGUGGAUUCCCACCGGCUGCGCCGGUCUCUGCGCUGUGAACUGGCUGAAGGUUCCAGGAUCAAACAGCAGCGUCAGGGUGCCGUCAGAGUCUCUGGAGGCGGGUGUGCGGUACACCGUGUCUGUGUACAGUCUGUCUGCUGGAGCUCCUGUGGUGCUGGAGAGAUGGAACGGAUACACACGAGAACUCCCUCCAUCAGAGUCAGUUGUGAAACUGUCGCCCGUUCAGAUCUCCUCUGAUGUUCUGUUGUCCUGGAAAGCCGUCCCAAUGAAACAGCAGAGAGGAUUCAUACGUGGAUACGGCGUCUACCUGGCCAACGCAGCACGCCUGCAGCUUCUUGCCAACGUCUCUGAUCCUGACGUGAGCUCAUACAGGGUCACAGGUUUAUCUCCGGGCUCUUAUAAGUUCGUGGUGAAGGCGUAUAACUCGGCUGGAGAAGAUGCUGGAUCGACUGUGGCUAUUAAACUGGAGAUCAACAUGGAUAUGAUGGUUGUUGGAAUACUGGUGUCAUUAGGAUCGAUGUUCUUCUGUCUGAUUCUCAUCAGCAUCUUCUGCUAUAAGAGGAGAGAGUGGGUUAAGAAAGCCUUCUAUCCUGAAAUUCCUGGACCCAAAGUGUCUGGAGACUGGUGUUCCCCGCAGGGUCCUCUGGACGUGAAAGCUUCUCCUCACAGUCUGGUUCAUAUCGUGGAGAGUCCGGAAUGGGACUUUAGGAAGAAGGGUCUCGUCCCUGUGCCCGAAGAAGAGGAAGAGAACGUGGACGUGGACACGGACUCGGAUGAACCGGCUCUUCUCAAAUACUAUAAUCAGGUGGUCAGCGAGGAUUCUCGCAGUAACCCUCUCUCUGAUUCAUCCGGCUCUUCCACCUUCUCUGUCGACUCCGGACAGACGGAAAUCACCUACACCGGCAUCCAGAGCCCCGCCGCUUCACGCGUAGGAGGUUACAGGCCUCAAAUGCAGCCCGUCUCCGGCCCGCACGAGUCUAACGGCGGGUUCGAGUCGGACUUUCAGGAAGAGAACUCAAGCUUGGGUUAUAAGCCGCAGUGUUCCUGGCAGCUCGACUCUCCCGAAGCCGAGAACUUCAGCGGUUCUCUCGGAAGCCCCACGUCAGUCACGUCCUCGCAGUUCCUUCUUCCGGAAUCUUCCGAAGAGAACCCGCCGGCUCACGCCUGGUUUCACAGCCUUCUCUCCAGAAAAUCCUGAGAGCGUCGCACCCUUUCUCUUUCAUUCCUGCUCGUUUGCCUUAUGAAGACACUUUUCUCUCUGUUGUUUGGUCUCUUACUGGAGUUGCUUUGGGACGUCACACUGUCACGGAGCCGUCAGAGAGGUCGUCUACUACUGAAGAGCAGAGAGUGCUCGUGUGUCAUGUCAUCAGACUAUCAUCAUGUAGCUUUAAUGGUCGGUCACGCUACACUUUUCAUUGUUCCAUUGAGUUCCAUUCAUACGCGUGUGAAUGCUGGAGAUUUAACUAAGAUUUGUUUAAACGGGUGCAUUAAUGGUAGAAUUACACUUGAUUGCGUGUUUGGUUUGCUUUUAGCCUCAUUUUCAGUUUAUAUUUCAAUGUUGGAUCAUUUGAGGAUUCUCUUAAUUUAAUCUUAAGAAAAAGCUGAUUGACCAAACUAUAAUUAAAUAUCAAUUUAAUUCAACGAUUUAAAAAAUAACAUAUCUGAUACUGUAGAAUAGAUGGUGUAUUUGAACAAAUAUUUGUCAAAUGAUUUUGUCCUCUAUUCACAGGGAUCACUUUAUAGAAGGUUUAUAUGUGAAGUGUAGCGUGACUGCUCCGUUAACUUCUUACUGCAGUGUCAAGAGCCGUUGAAGUUACGACACUCGAUCUCUCCGACCGUGUGGUCACGUGGUUCAUGGAGCGCUCAAUAGUUCCGAACAAAUCCGUCAACCUAUUUGAAUGGAUUUUAGCGCGACAGAAUGCAGCAUCUAUAUUUGCGUACAUUUGACUAAAUACAUUAGCACAUUGUGUACAUUGAAUACUACGUUAACUACAUUCAUAGCAGCAUUUUGUCUGGGGAGUAAUAUUAAUAUAAGAUGUGCCCGCCAACUGGUUAAAAUGUAUAAACAAGCCGCUAUUUCACCAACUGUACAGCAAAUGCAUUUGGGAGACAUUGAAAUGAAUGGGCUUCAGUGCAGUGUUUGGAACUAUUGGACACGAGUUACUUCCGCAUUGUUUUCUUCAACGGAUGUCUAUGCAAGUGUCGUAACUCUGUUUUUCAACGGCUCUGUGUAGUGUUAUUGUAGUGGUCCCUAAAAAACGAGCGUUUCUAUGCCAUUAUCUGUACCAAAAACGUCACUACUCAUGAGUUUAUUCUUCACUUUGCUGACAGUUUUGCAUCAUUCACAUGUAGGAGAUCCAAAAAAGCGCCGAUGGUAGUGGAAAUUUCUGUGGGUGAUUUACUAACGAGCCUCGCAGUGAUAAACGAUGUGUCAGUAAACAAGCUGUUAGUUAAUCUUGCCCUUUGUGUGUGAAAUACACUCAGUGUUAUUUUAAGAUGUUAUUCAGCCGUAGCGUGAUGCAGUAUAAAAUACUACCACAUCUAAACAAAUGUGUUCGAGGAUCAGCUGUGAGGAUGUUAGACUCUUUUUCAUCAUUUUUUGUUGGUUUUAUUGUGGUAAGGUCAGUAUAUAUACUGUUUGUGUGUCAGUUUUCAGUCUUUUCAUUUCACAUUCAAACGUGUUUCGUGUUCGUUCUCAGAUUUACCUCAAAUCUCAUAGGUGCAUAGCAACCCCUGGAUACCAUAGUAACAGUCACUGUGCACUACAUUUUAUGGUCUGUCAGUAUGUCUUUAUUUUUGUGUGUUGGUGUUUUAGAAUCGAAUGACCACAGUGUGCCUGAAGACUUUAGUUUCGUGUUUUUGAGGGUAACUCUGGCCCUACAUCUAACAUGAAUCUGCUUUUCCCGAAUCUGAGUGAAGCGCUACAUGUGUGAUAUCACUGUGAAAGCCUAUUUUUCUAACACUUGGUUCACACCAAACGUGAAUUAAGCUUUGUGCGCAAGUAAAUUUCAUACAAAGUCGCGUAUAGACGCGAACUCGCGGCAGGCGGUGUGAAUGACGCGCAUCGGGUGGCGCUAUUGCCGCGAACGUGCAUCAAUCUCGUC
Molecule: messenger RNA, 5226 nt
Organism: Triplophysa rosa
Lineage: Eukaryota; Metazoa; Chordata; Actinopteri; Cypriniformes; Nemacheilidae
Gene: lifra
Product: LIF receptor subunit alpha a
Exons: 18
Coding region: 537-3320 (927 amino acids)
Molecular function (GO): protein binding
Source: RefSeq, a predicted model, not a curated record